Molecule: messenger RNA, 10154 nt
Organism: Salvelinus fontinalis (brook trout)
Lineage: Eukaryota; Metazoa; Chordata; Actinopteri; Salmoniformes; Salmonidae
Gene: usp9
Product: ubiquitin specific peptidase 9
Exons: 50
Coding region: 682-8649 (2655 amino acids)
Biological process (GO): cell migration; protein deubiquitination
Cellular component (GO): nucleus; cytosol
Molecular function (GO): cysteine-type deubiquitinase activity; cysteine-type endopeptidase activity
Source: RefSeq, a predicted model, not a curated record
GCGUUGAAAUCGGGGUUUAAAUAAAAUCCUGGAUAAGCGAAUCCAAUAUCGGGGUUAGAGUCAACCAUCUACAUUGUAUGGAUUUUUGACCAUUCAGCACGGGUUCCAUUUGCAAAGUGAUGCUACACAGAAGAGCUAGUAGUUGGCUAGCUAACUAAUGUUGACGGUUGGAGUUCGAAAGGCGUUUGGCAUCUGUUUUCACCAGCGACGUUGUUCAGGGCUGUGCUUCCGCCAUGUUGAAGCGGUUCUCUGCUAGCAGCAAGCUGUGACUGACUGGCUAGGACCGAACUGACUAGAUAGAGUCGGGGGGGCUGCUACCGCGCUGGUGACGCAGGAAAAACACCCAAGAUAUGACCAAAAAAAACCAAGGAACCAGGUUAUUCUAACAGACAGUUGAGCUUAAUAUGAAAUAGCAGUAUAUAGGACACAUUUAUGUCAUAAACAUCGACACAAUCGUCAAGGCUGGAGUAGUUCGUGAAUAGAGAAGUCCUAUCAAAUUCAUGGUUAUGCAAUGGUCUCAGCGGCCCGUCCAGAUCUCCAGGUGGUUCUGUCCCUCUCUCUCGUGCCACGGCCGCUGCUCUCCUCCCUCUGCUCUGCCUCUGAGGUUGCUGAGGCGCCUCCUGUGAUUUCCCUCCUGGCCAGUGCUCCCUAAAAGAGGCCAAGAUCUGCCCCGUAGCGAGCAUGACGGCCACCACUCGUGGCUCUCCUGUUGGGGGCAACGACAACCAGGCAGGCCAGGCACCCGACGCUCAGAGUCAGAGCCAGCCCCCGCUGCCACAGAACCAGACGUCGUCCCCUAACUCCACCAAUGAGAACUCUCCAGUGAGCCCCCCAGAUGAGCAGGGUCAGGGGGACGCCCCCCCCCAGCUGGAGGAGGAGGAGCCGGCCUUCCCUCACACAGACCUGGCCAAGCUGGAUGACAUGAUCAACAGACCCCGCUGGGUUGUUCCAGUUCUUCCAAAGGGAGAGUUAGAGGUUCUUCUAGAAGCUGCUAUAGAGCUUAGUAAAAAAGGACUUGAUGUGAAGUGUGAGGCGUGCCAGAGGUUUUUCCGAGAUGGCCUGACCAUCUCCUUCACCAAGAUCCUUACAGACGAGGCCGUCAGCGGGUGGAAGUUUGAGAUCCAUAGGUGUAUCAUCAACAACACACACCGGCUGGUGGAGCUGUGUGUGGCCAAGCUCUCUCAGGACUGGUUCCCCUUGCUGGAGCUGCUGGCCAUGGCCACCAACCCCCACUGCAAGUUCCACAUCUACAACGGCACACGGCCCUCUGAGACGGUGCCUGCCGGGGUGCAGCUGGCCGAUGACGAGCUCUUCGCCCGCCCCCCUGACCCUCGCUCCCCCAAGGUAGGGUCCGAAUUCAAGGGCUGGUUGGUGGAUUUAAUAAACAAAUUUGGCUCGUUAAAUGGGUUUCAAACACUGCACGAUCGCUUCAUAGGUGGCCAAGCACUGAACGUCCAGAUCAUCGCCGCACUUAUCAAGCCUUUUGGGCAGUGUUACGAGUUCCUCACAUUGCACACGGUGAAGAAGUACUUCCUGCCCAUCAUCGAGAUGGUUCCUCAGUUUCUGGAGAACCUGACAGAUGAGGAGCUGAAGAAGGAGGCCAAGAACGAAGCCAAAAAUGACGCCCUGUCCAUGAUCAUCAAGUCCCUAAAGAACCUGGCCUCCAGGGUGCCUGGGCAGGAGGAGACCGUGAAGAGUUUAGAGAUUUUUAGGUUAAAAAUGAUUCUUAGGUUAUUGCAAAUUUCCUCUUUUAAUGGCAAAAUGAAUGCACUAAAUGAAGUAAACAAGGUAAUCUCAAGUGUGUCCUACUACACACAUCGACAUGGCAACCCUGAGGAGGAGGAGUGGCUUACUGCAGAACGCAUGGCGGAGUGGAUCCAGCAGAACCACAUCCUGUCCAUCGUGCUGAGGGACAGUCUGCACCAGCCUCAGUACGUAGAGAAACUAGAGAAGAUACUUCGCUUCGUCAUCAAAGAGAAAGCUCUUACCAUGCAAGACCUGGACAACAUCUGGGCUGCACAGGCUGGUAAACAUGAGGCCAUCGUGAAGAACGUCCACGACCUCCUGGCCAAGCUGGCCUGGGACUUCUCUCCUGAGCAGCUCGACCACCUCUUUGACUGCUUCAAGGCGAGUUGGACAAACGCUAGUAAGAAGCAGCGUGAGAAGCUGCUGGAGCUGAUCCGUCGUCUGGCGGAGGAUGACAAGGAUGGAGUGAUGGCCCACAAGGUGCUGAACCUGUUGUGGAACCUGGCUCACAGCGAUGACGUGCCUGUAGACAUCAUGGACCAGGCCCUCAGUGCUCACAUCAAGAUACUGGACUACAGUUGCUCUCAGGAUCGAGACACGCAGAAGAUCCAGUGGAUCGAUCGCUUCAUAGAAGAGUUGCGCACCAAUGACAAAUGGGUGAUUCCUGCACUAAAGCAGAUCCGAGAGAUCUGUAGCCUGUUCGGAGAGGCUCCUCAGAAUCUCAGAAAGAAAAUUCCUAUUAACAUACAAACGAACUUAGCGGGUCAGACCCAGAGGAGUCCUCAUGUGUUCUAUCGUCAUGACCUGAUCAACCAGCUCCAACACAACCAUGCUCUGGUCACGCUGGUGGCUGAGAACCUUUCUGCCUACAUGGAGACCAUGAGGCAGUUCUCUAAAGCUGAGCAGGCAGAGUUUGACCCUCAGACGGUGAGGGCAGGGAGCCGCUACAGCCACGUACAGGAAGUCCAGGAGAGACUCAACUUCCUGAGGUUCCUGCUGAAGGAUGGCCAGUUGUGGCUCUGUGCUCCUCAGGCCAAACAGAUCUGGAAGUGCCUGGCCGAAAACGCUGUCUUCCUAUGUGAUAGAGAGGCCUGCUUCAAAUGGUACGCUGCCAUCAUCAAUAUUAUCACCUCGAAAGGGUACUCCAAGCUGAUGGGAGAUGAGCCAGACCUGGACCCAGACAUUAACAAGGACUUCUUUGAGAACAACGUACUCCAGCUGGACCCGUCUCUGCUCACAGAGAACGGCAUGAAGUGCUUCGAGAGGUUCUUCAAGGCUGUCAACUGCCGGGAGGGAAAGCUGGUGGCCAAACGCAGGGCCUACAUGAUGGACGACCUGGAGCUCAUAGGACUGGACUACCUCUGGAGGGUCGUAAUUCAAGGGAGCGAUGACAUCGCCAGUCGAGCCAUAGACCUGCUGAAAGAGAUCUACACCAACCUCGGACCAAAACUACAAGUCAAUCAGGUAGAGAUCCACGAGGAUUUCAUCCAGUCGUGCUUCGACCGUCUGAAGGCGUCGUACGAUACGCUGCGUGUCCUGGACAGGGACAAGGACAGCAUCAACUCGGCCCGGCAGGAAGCCAUCCGCAUGGUCCGCGUGCUCACUGUGCUCAAGGAGUACAUCAACGAGUGUGACAGCGACUACCACGAGGAGAGGACCAUACUGCCCAUGUCCAGGGCGUUCCGGGGGAAGCACAUCACGUUGACCGUGCGUUUCCCUAACCAGGGCCGUCAGGUAGAUGACCUGGACAUCUGGUCUCACACCAACGACACCAUCGGCUCGGUGCGCCGUGGCAUCCUCACACGCAUCAAGGCCAACGCCACGCACACCAAGAUAGAGCUCUUCAUUGGCGGGGAUGUCGUCGACCCGGCCGAUGACAGAAAGCUGAUUGGCCAGCUCAACCUCAAAGACAAAACGUUGAUCACAGCCAAGCUGACCCAGGUGAGUGCCAACAUGCCAUCCAGUCCAGACAGCUCCUCUGACUCUUCCACCGGCUCACCUGGUAACCACGGCAACCACUUCAGCGAUGGGCCCAACCCAGAGGUGGAGAGCUGUCUCCCUGGAGUGAUCAUGUCUCUCCACCUGCGCUACAUAUCUUUCCUGUGGCAGGUAGCGGACCUGGGCUGUGGCAUUAACAUGCCUCUGUUACGAGAUGGAGCCAGGGUACUCAUGAAGCUAAUGCCUCCAGAUAACAGUACCGUGGAGAUCCUGCGUGCCGUGUGUCUGGACCAUGCCAAGCUGGGAGAGAACAGCCUCAGCCCCACACUGGACUCGCGCUUCUUUGGCCCCUCGCCAUCACAAGUCCUCUACCUCAUAGAGGUGGUGUAUGCCCUACUCAUGCCAGCCAGCGCCACAUUGGGGGAGGAUGCCAGCGACUUCCAGUACAACUUCCUGAAGAGUGGCGGGCUGCCUCUUGUACUGAGCAUGCUCACACGGAACAAUUUCCUGCCUUCGGCCGACAUGGAGACACGGCGAGGGGCGUACCUCAACUCUCUGAAGAUCGCCAAGCUGCUGCUCACCGCCGUGGGGUUCGGACACGUUAAAGCUGUGGCCGAAGCCUGCCAGCCCAAUGCUGAGGGGACCAUACCAGUCUCACCGAUCAACCAGGCCACUCAUGACCAAGCCCUUGUCCUCCAGAGUGCCCUGCAAAACAUCCCCAACCCUGCCUCAGAGUGUAUGCUCCGCAACGUAGCUAUACGCCUGGCUCAGCAGAUCUCUGACGAGAACUUCUUCCAGGCGUCCAAGUACAUCCCAGACAUAUGUGUGAUCCGGGCGGUGCAGAAGAUAGUGUGGGCGUCGGGCUGCGGCACCGUACAGCUAGUCUUUAGCUCCAACGAAGAGAUCAGCAAGAUCUACGAGAAGACGAAUGCGUCUAAGGAGCCGGACGGGGAGGAUGAGCAGGUGUGUUGUGAGGCCCUGGAGAUCAUGACCCUGUGUUUCUCCCUGCUGCCCACCGCUCUGGACACACUCAGCAAGGAGAAGGCCUGGCAGACCUUCAUUAUAGACCUGCUAAUGCACUGCCACAGCAAGUCAGUUCGUCAGAUGGCCCAGGAGCAGUUCUUCCUCAUGGCCACCAGGUGUUGCAUGGGCCAUCGACCCCUUCUCUUCUUCAUCACCCUCCUCUUCACUGUGCUGGGGAGCACCGCUAAGGAGCGGGCCAAGCAUGCUGGGGACUACUUCACCCUGCUCAGGCACCUCCUGAACUACGCCUACAACAGCAACAUCAACCUGCCCAACGCAGAGGUGCUGCUCAACAAUGAAAUCGACUGGCUCAAGAGGAUCAGGGAUGAGGUAAAGAGGACAGGGGAGACGGGCGUAGAGGAAACCAUCCUGGAAGGCCACAUCGGGAUCACCAAGGAGCUGCUGGCCUUCCAGACAUCAGAGAAGAAGUACUACAUCGGCUGUGAGAAGGGAGGGGCCAACCUCAUCAAGGAGUUGAUAGAUGACUUCAUUUUCCCAGCAUCGAAUGUGUACCUGCAGUACAUGAAGAGUGGGGAGUUCCCCACGGAGCAAGCCAUCCCUGUCUGUAGCAGCCCCGCCUCUAUCAACGCAGGCUUCGAGCUGCUGGUGGCGCUGGCGGUGGGCUGUGUCCGGAAUCUAAAGCAGAUGGUCGACACGCUCACUGAUAUGUACUACCUAGGUUGUGAGGCUCUGACAGAGUGGGAGUAUCUCCCCCCGGUGGGACCGAGGCCCACUAAAGGCUUUGUGGGACUGAAGAACGCCGGAGCCACCUGCUACAUGAACUCAGUCAUCCAGCAGCUCUACAUGAUCCCGCCCAUACGCAAUGGCAUUCUGGCCAUCGAGGGCACCGGCACCGAUGUGGACGAUGACAUGUCCGGUGAUGAGAAGCAGGAGAACGAGAGUAAUGUGGACCCACGAGAUGAGGUGUUCAACUACCACCACCAGUUUGACGACAAGCCAUCGCUCAGUAAGUCGGAGGACAGGAAGGAGUACAACAUCGGGGUGCUGCGCCACCUGCAGGUCAUCUUUGGCCACCUGGCCUCCUCCAGACUGCAGUACUACAUACCGAGAGGCUUCUGGAAACAGUUCAGGUUAUGGGGUGAGCCGGUGAACCUGCGAGAGCAGCACGAUGCCCUGGAGUUCUUCAACUCUCUAGUGGACAGUCUGGACGAGGCUCUGAAAGCCUUGGGUCACCCAGCCAUGCUCAGUAAGGUGCUGGGUGGAUCCUUUGCUGACCAGAAGAUCUGCCAGGGGUGCCCACAUAGGUAUGAGUGUGAGGAGUCGUUCACCACUCUGAAUGUAGACAUCAGGAACCACCAGAACCUGUUGGACUCAAUGGAGCAGUACGUCAAAGGAGACCUGCUGGAGGGUGCUAACGCAUACCACUGUGAGAAGUGCAACAAGAAGGUGGACACAGUGAAGCGACUGCUGAUCAAGAAGCUUCCCCCAGUGCUAGCCAUCCAGCUGAAGAGGUUUGACUACGACUGGGAGAGGGAGUGUGCCAUCAAGUUCAACGACUACUUUGAGUUCCCCAGGGAGCUGGACAUGGAGCCCUACACAGUAGCCGGGGUGGCCAAGCUGGAGGGGGACGACGUCAACCCAGAGAACCAGGUGAUCCAGCAGAACGAGCCCUCUGAACCAGAGCCCCCAGGCAGCUCCAAGUACCGCCUGGUUGGGGUGCUGGUCCACUCAGGCCAGGCCAGCGGCGGACACUACUACUCCUACAUCACACAGAGGAACGUGGGUGGGGCAGACGGCGAGCGGAACCGCUGGUACAAGUUUGACGACGGCGACGUGACGGAGUGCAAGAUGGACGACGAGGAGGAGAUGAAGAACCAGUGCUUCGGAGGGGAGUACAUGGGCGAGGUGUUUGACCACAUGAUGAAGAGGAUGUCGUACCGGCGUCAGAAACGCUGGUGGAACGCAUACAUCCUCUUCUACGAGCGGAUGGACUCACUGGACAAGGACAGUGAGCUGGUCAAAUACAUUCAGGAGCUGACCAUCUCGUCCUCGUCCAACAACAAGCCGUCGCACCAGGUCAAGAUGCCCGGUGUAAUCGAGUGCAGUGUGCGCAAGCAGAACGUGCAGUUCUUGCACAAUCGUAUGCAGUACAGCCUGGAGUAUUUCCAGUUUGUUAAGAAACUUCUGACCUGUAACAGUGUCUAUUUAAACCCUCCGCCAGGACAAGACCAUCUACUGCCUGAGGCGGAGGAGAUGGCUAUGAUUAGUGUUCAGCUGGCUGCUAAGUUCCUCUUCAGCACUGGGUUCCACACCAAGAAAGUAGUGAGGGGGCCCGCCAGUGACUGGUAUGAUGCGCUUUGCGUCCUGCUGAGACACAGUAAGAAUGUACGCUACUGGUUUGCACACAACUUCCUGUUUGCCUACGCCAACCGCUUCUCUGAGUACCUGCUGGAGUGCCCCAGUGCCGAGGUCCGGGGCGCGUUCGCCAAACUUAUCGUCUUCAUUGCACACUUCUCCCUGCAAGACGGACCCUGCCCCUCCCCCACUGCCUCUCCUGUCGGAGCCUCCACCCAACCACAGGCAUGUGAUAACCUGAGUCUCAGUGACCACCUGUUGAGGACUGUGUUGAACCUGCUCAGGAGAGAGGUGUCAGAGCACGGCCGACACCUGCAGCAGUACUUCAACCUCUUCGUUAUGUAUGCCAACCUGGGGCUGGCAGAGAAGACCCAGUUGUUGAAGCUGAGUGUCCCAGCUACCUUCAUGCUGGUGGCUCUAGACGAGGGGCCUGGCCCUCCCAUAAAGUACCAGUAUGCUGAACUAGGCAAACUGUACACCGUAGUCUCCCAACUGGUGCGCUGCUGUGACGUGGCCGCGCGCAUGCAGUCCUCCAUCAAUGGUAACCCCCCUCUCCCUAACCCGUACGGUGAUGCCAACCAGACCACCCCGGUAAUGCCUGUGCAGCAGCUGGUGGGAGAGAUCCUGUUCGUAAGGACCAGCUACGUGAAAAAGAUCAUUGAGGACUGCAGCAACUCAGAGGAGACGGUCAAGCUGCUGCGCUUCAGCUGCUGGGAAAACCCCCAGUUCUCCUCCACUGUACUAUCAGAGCUGCUCUGGCAGGUGGCGUACUCGUACACCUACGAGCUGAGGCCUUACCUGGACCUGCUGCUGCAGAUCCUGCUCAUUGAGGACUCCUGGCAGACUCACAGGAUCCACAACGUGCUGAAGGGUAUACCAGAUGACAGGGAUGGCCUAUUUGACACCAUCCAGCGCUCCAAGAACCACUACCAGAAACGGGCCUACCAGUGUAUCAAGUGCAUGGUAGCCCUCUUCAGCAACUGCUCUGUGGCCUACCAGAUACUACAGAGUAACGGGGAUCUGAAGCGUAAGUGGACGUGGGCAGUGGAGUGGCUAGGUGACGAGCUGGAAAGGAGGCCCUACACAGGGAACCCUCAGUACACCUACAACAACUGGUCUCCCCCAGUCCAGAGCAACGAGACCUCCAACGGAUACUUCCUGGAGCGCUCGCACUCCGCACGCAUGACCCUGGCCAAGGCCUGUGAACUCUGCCCUGAGGAGUGUCACUUAACGAAGCACGGUGAGGCGGUGUCUGAAGAAGACGCUGCAAUGCGGAAAUCGUCCUCGCCACAGCAGCUUUUGCCAGGGGAAGGGACAGGACAGCAGCACACUGAGCCCGAUGACCAGGAACCCCCUGAAGAUCAGGACACCUCCCUUCCAGAUGACAUCUCCCUCUACCCUCAUUCGUCUCCAGGGACUACGACACAGUUUCAGCAGCAGAACAACCACCCCCACGGGCAGCCGUACACAGGCCCAGCUGCCCAGCACAUGAACAACCCCCAGCGCCCCGGCCCUGUCCCUUCCUCUGCCCCAGGCCCUGCGCCCGGCACAGGCCCACAAGCACAAGACAACUGGGAGAGCACUGAGGAGGUCCCCUCCGUGGCCCCUGCUCCGCCUAAGGAGUAACACCGGCCCUCCCCUCUGCUGUGCCUCCAUCGUCCUGCUCUCUUUCCUCUCGUCGACCGACCUCCUGAUCGGGACACUCUCUCUCUGGGGCCUCAAGGGCACGGCAGGGCAGGCUUCACAGCUCCUCCCCAGGCUCCUGUGAGUCUCUCCCCCUCCAGCCUGCUCCUGUGCUGCCUGUCUGGGGGGGGGGGUGCUCUCCCCCGGGUUCUUAUGCCCUGCAGACUGGGGCCUGGCUGCUGUCGACAGCAGUGGGGUAGUGUUGUAAUAAACAUAAUGACCCAGGCCUGACGAUGCUGAUGCGCUUGUCUACAUGACAGAAAGGUGUACAUAAUAUGUUCAUGUUUUGACUGUUCAAAAAAUUAAUCCCCCGCAAUAGCGUAACUUUGUCAGGUUUGCUGUUGGGAGAUAAAAAAAUAAAACGCUUAAGAGAACUCUUUGUUUUAUCACCCAUGCACAGCAGUGCGAUUUGGUCUGACAUCAGUUACUGGUCAUUCACCUUUAGGAGGACACAUAACCUCUUGACCCAUGCCAAAUCAACUCACGUGCUGGGGUUUUAGUGUGAGACAUGGAAUGGUUGGUUGAACUUUUACUGUGUUUUGGUUGAUGUGAAAAAGUGAUGCAAAAUUGUUCUGGAACUCUCAUUGCCUUUUAUUUUUGUUCUGGUAAUUUAAUCCAAUCCUUUCGGAAGCUAUAGAUAAUAUGCUGUAACAUUUAGCAUGGCUUCUCACCAGAAUAGCGUAGCGCAGGGGAAAAUGUCAUCAUACCAACUGACGUCCUUAAUCCUAGAGGACACUUCCUUUAGGCUUUAUUAAUGCUCUUCUACCCACUUGUUGAACCAAUGUAAGAAUAAGUGGCUUUUCAAUUGCUAAAAUCCUCCAACUUCACAUUCGGCAAUCAGUUUAGUUUAUCUAUAGGAAUUGAGAAAAUUAAAAACAUAUGCAACAGAUUUGCUCUGCCGGCUACCUAAUGUGUACUAGAUGGUGUGGUUUGCUUCUGUCUCUUUUUGGUAGAGCCUAGUCUUAGACGACCGCUACCAUUCUUUCAUGGAGCUCACCGGGUGGCAGCAUCGGAGACCUCUCCCUCCAGGGAGAAUGGGAACACAGUAGGGUUAGAAGAUAUCGGCUGGUUAGUCAUGUUGCAACUUGAGCUAAACGUAAACAUCAGUAAAUACUGUAUUUAAUUGGUAAGUUUAACACGUGUAUUUUGGGGGAUUUGUCAAAUACCAAAUACUCUGCAUACCGUAUUAUAUUUAAAUAUUUUGCUCUUAUUUUAUAGAAUUUAUUUUGUUGUAUUUCACACAAAAAAAUAUUUGAUUUGAGGAACAUUUGUCCGUGUUAUUUUUAAUGGAGAUAUUGACUGAACAGAGUUCUGCGCCCAGUUUGCCGACUUUUGUUUUGGCCAUGGUGUGACGUUGAAUUCUGGAGCUACAGUCGCGAUGUGAACUUUCAGAGGUUUUGUGCACAGAAAUAUAAAAUAAAAAAGCAUUGCCCGUAGCAGAUAAAGAA